GGUCGACAGUUUGGCAUCCCGGCUGCAAAAACACGACGAGAACAGAGGAGAGACACAGGGAGCGGCUCUUGCCUCCGUCCCUCUUAUUCCUCCAAAAAACACAAAGGCAGCCUACGAGGUCGUCGUCCGAGAGUAUUUGUUCCAGACCUGGUUCAAGCAUACCUGGCUCACCGGGCCACACCAUCUAUGCAAAAGUAGACAAUGAGAUCCUUGAUUACAGAGACCUAGCUGCCAUCCCCAAAGUCAAAGCCAUUUAUGACAUUGAGCGCCCCGAUCUUAUUACCUAUGAACCUUUGUACAGCACCUCCCUGGAAGAGAGGGACGAGAGACAGGAGAGUGUGGGAGAGCUCCACACUGCCAGGAGGGAGCGCUCCCCUUUACCUGAUGACAAGUCCUCAAGAAACAUGUCGCCGACCCCCCCUGGUGAGGGCUCGUACGACAGGAGGGAACGUAUCCUCCAGAGGUCCACCAGUCAGGGCUCCAUAGGAUCACCUGUUUAUAAUCGCCAUGGUUACAUCCCCACCUUGUCACGAUCCCCUCAGCAUUUUCACAGACCAGAGGCUCUGACAGGCAUGCAGAAGCUCUGCUCCUCCCUGUGCAGUAACAGUGUGGGCUCCAGAAAUAGUGACUCCCGCCCCACCUCCCCUUUCAGACACCACUUCCUCCCCCAUAGCCAAGGCACCGACCCCCCGAGCGGCCGGAGCUCCCCCCUCCCGCUCAGGCCCGACAGCCGGCCGAUCACCCCGCCUCUCUCUCUGACCCCUAAACAUUUCCACCUCCCAGAUCAGGGGAGCAACAUCUACAGGAAGCCACCGAUCUACAAACAGCACGGUUCAGAAGGGAGGCGGCGAUCCAGAGAAGACGAGGAGGAGGAGGCCUUGAAGAGAAAGCAGCUCCAGGAGGAACAUCUCAGUAAGAUCCAGUCUGGUUUGGGGAAGCUCAUUUUGAAGGAGGAGAUGGAAAAGGAACAGAUCAGGGAGCGUCAUGCUCGAAGCCUCUCAGCUCAGCGAUACGACCCCAAACAGAGCAACUGUGACGCAG
Messenger RNA from Labrus bergylta (ballan wrasse), 1041 nucleotides. Lineage: Eukaryota; Metazoa; Chordata; Actinopteri; Labriformes; Labridae. The record is from RefSeq and is a predicted model, not a curated record.